Strongyloides ratti is the source of this 1005-nucleotide messenger RNA. RefSeq lists its product as hypothetical. The record is from RefSeq and is a predicted model, not a curated record. Gene Ontology annotation, cellular component: endoplasmic reticulum membrane; Golgi membrane. Gene Ontology annotation, biological process: GPI anchor biosynthetic process. The transcript is spliced from 2 exons. Lineage: Eukaryota; Metazoa; Nematoda; Chromadorea; Rhabditida; Strongyloididae. Bases 1 to 1005 code for a protein of 334 amino acids.
AUGGUAAAAAAUUUAGAAAUGAUUGUUAAACCAAAAACACGUCAAGAAAAAAAAGAAUUAAAAAGUGGUUUCGUGGAGGAUGAUAAUGAAGAUAUCGCUUAUCUCAACUUACGUCUUAUCAUUCCUGUAUUGAUAACCUAUAUAGCUUCUGGUAUAUGUCUUUUUUUGUCUAUUUACCUUGGUAUUAAUGAAGACAUUUAUGAUUCAACACCAAAAAAUAAUCUUAAAGGUGAUAUAUAUUUAUUAAAAUAUGGCUCAUUAAAAUAUAUAUGUAAAGAUAGAAAUCCAUCAAAACCAAAUGAAAUUCCAUCUUUUUUAAGAUUAAUUGAAUUAAAAAGUCAAACAAAUAUGUGGUUACGAUAUUCUGUUAUCACUCCAUGGAUGAUAAGAUUUUUUGUAACUUAUUGUAGUAAAAGAUUGUUAGAUGAUCAUCGAAUGAUUAAAAACAAUACUAUAGCAUCAACUUUAAAUUCAAUCUCACCAUAUAUAAUAUUUUGUGAAAUUUUAUUUUGUUCUUUAUUUUCAAUUAUUACUAUACGUCACGAUUUUCCAGAAGUUACAAAUAUUUCUCUUCAUAUGUUUAUUUAUAUUGCUGUUAUAUAUAUGCUAAUUCAUUUCUUUCUUUCUGCAUUAACUUUACCAGAAAUAUUUUCACUUGUUGAUAUUAUUUCUCUCAUGAUAAAGUUCAUCUCUGGCUCUAUUUUUUGUUACUUUGGGUAUACAGUAGUAAAUUAUCAUCUUAAAUUUAUGGUAGAAUUAAGUUGUCAUCCAUAUGUUCCUUAUGAAAUAGCAAUUAGUGAAUAUAUUGCACUUGGAGGAUAUACUUUAUUUCAUUUUACUCAUAUUACACAAAUUCGUGAUAUCAGGUUUAUUUGUUAUCCACGAACAUCUUCUGGUGAAUGUGAACCUAUUUGUAGUGAAAAUUUUAUCAAAGGUGGAAAAUAUGAAUAUUGUAGAUCAUAUGAACUACGACAACGACAACUCAAUGAAAAGGAUAUUAAAUAA